This is a messenger RNA of Morone saxatilis (striped sea-bass), 1189 nucleotides long. Its product is annotated as serum paraoxonase/arylesterase 2-like. Gene Ontology annotation, molecular function: arylesterase activity. NCBI's taxonomy places the organism in Eukaryota, Metazoa, Chordata, Actinopteri, Moronidae. The transcript has 9 exons. Bases 29 to 1102 code for a protein of 357 amino acids. The record is from RefSeq and is a predicted model, not a curated record.
GUUCCUGUGUAACCUUAGACAUAAAAACAUGGCAGCCGCGAAUAAAGUCCUUGUUGCUGCUGUUGUUGUUGCUGCCUUUGCAGCUUUAAUUGGAUACAGAUUUCUUAAACUAAAGGAAAUCAGCCUUUCUACCAGAGAAGUGACAGUGAAACACCUCAACUGUCACUAUUUAAACAAUAUUGAAUAUGGGGCAGAGGACAUCACAAUACUUAAAGAUGGACUGGCCUUUCUGAGCACAGGCUUGAAGUUUCCUGGACUGCCUUCAUUCUCUGAUGAACCAGGGAAAAUGUACAUUUUGGAUCUGCUGCACCCAAAGCCAACUCCAGUAGAGCUACAAAUCAAAGGAGACCUGGACCUCAACUCUUUCAAUCCUCAUGGCAUUAGUGUAUACAUGGAUGAAGCAGAUGACUCUGUGUACCUGUUUGUUGUCAAUCACCCUGAGCAAAAAAGCCAAGUAGAGAUCUUUCAUUUUGUUCAGGAGAACACACUUGUGCACCUAAAAACUAUCACCCACCCCCUACUCCACAGUGUAAAUGACAUUGUUGCAGUCGGAGUAGAAAACUUCUACGCCACAAAUUAUCGCUCCUGCUCCAGUGAUGCACUUAACUUUCUGACUGUUUUGAUGGGUCUCCCCUGGUGUGACGUGGUGUACUACAGUCCAAAGGAAGUGCGGGUGGCAGCCGAUGGUAUCAUGUCUGCAAAUGGCAUCAACAUAUCGCCUUGCAAACGGUAUAUCUAUGUCUCAGAUAUCAUUGACCACGAGGUAGACGUUUUUGAAAGACAAGAAGGGGAACAAUUAGUGUAUCUUAAGUCUGUAGCUGUUGGGUCACUCUGUGAUAACAUCGACGUGGACCAUAAGACCGGUGACAUUUGGCUGGGUUGUCACCCAAAUGGCAUGAAGUUGUCACAGUAUGACCCUGAAGAUCCACCUGGCUCUGAGAUCAUCAAGAUCAAGAACAUUCACUCAGAGCAGCCUUUGGUGACCCAGGAGUAUGUUGAUAAUGGCCGUGUGAUCAUGGGCUCCUCUAUAGCAGCUCCCUAUGAGGGAAAGUUGCUCAUUGGCACCGUUUUCCACAAAGCCCUGUACUGUGAUUUGAAAUAAUCUGUGUAUUCUGUGUCUUUGAUCACUACUGUGUAAGAACAGAAAAUGUUGUAAUAAAAACUUUGGAUGGCUAUGGGAUGAAAAAAA